Nerophis lumbriciformis (worm pipefish) is the source of this 6156-nucleotide messenger RNA. The record is from RefSeq and is a predicted model, not a curated record. Lineage: Eukaryota; Metazoa; Chordata; Actinopteri; Syngnathiformes; Syngnathidae.
GGGGCUAGUACCUCAGUCCAGGGGAGCGAGCCUCUGAGUCUGUGAGAGUGAGGGGGAGAGAGAGAGAGAGAGAGAGAGGGCUGGAGGGACUCCGGGUGCUCCUCAGAGAAAGCAAUCUGACUGCAUGGUGAUCUCUGGCUCUCUGAGUUCUCCAACGCCAUGAAAGGCCAGGAAGACUCAGCGCUCCAAUGGAAAUGGCUGGUUUUGUAGAAACGCUGCCCUUCGACCCGCUGCCACAUGACUCCAGCUGCCUCUGAUGGCCUUGUCGCCUUUUUUAUGGGCGCUACCUCUGUGUGCACGCUCGUGAGGAUUUAAACUUUUCCAGGACACUUAUUUUUAUAUAUAUUCUUUUUUACCCCUUCCGUUACCUCAAAGCUUUGCAUUAACGUGGAGAGCUAGCGGGGACAAUGGCAAACAACUCUUACAGCGGGGUGAAGAACUCCGUAGCGGAGGCCAACCAUGAUGGAGAGUUUGGCUGCACGCUCAAAGAACUGCGCGCCCUCAUGGAACUGCGAGGCACUGAGGGGAUAAACAAAAUUGGAGAAUCAUACGGGGACGUUCAAGGAUUCUGCAACCGGCUAAAAACCUCACCUACAGAUGGUCUAAGUGGGCAGCCAGCAGACAUCGAGAAGCGGAAAACGGUGUUUGGGCAAAAUUUAAUACCCCCCAAAAAGCCUAAAACGUUCUUGCAAUUAGUGUGGGAGGCGCUGCAGGAUGUCACGCUGAUUAUCCUAGAAGUGGCAGCCGUAGUUUCACUUGGCCUUUCUUUUUAUAGACCUCAAGAUGCCGAAAGAGAAGACUGUGGGAAGGCUGCCGGUGGCGUGGAGGAUGAAACCGAGUCAGAGGCAGGCUGGAUCGAGGGUGUCGCCAUCCUGCUCUCGGUCAUCUGCGUGGUGCUGGUGACGGCGUUCAACGACUGGAGUAAAGAGAAGCAGUUCCGUGGCCUUCAGAGCCGCAUCGAGCAGGAGCAGAAGUUCACGGUCGUGCGCGGGGGGCAAGUCAUCCAAAUUCCCGUGGCAGAGAUAGUGGUGGGCGACGUUGCUCAAGUAAAAUAUGGUGACCUUUUGCCCGCCGAUGGCGUCCUCAUCCAAGGCAACGAUUUGAAGGUUGAUGAGAGCUCGCUCACAGGAGAGUCGGACCAUGUCAAGAAAACGCAACAAAAAGAUUUAAUGCUUUUAUCAGGCACCCACGUGAUGGAAGGCUCUGGGAAAAUGGUGGUCACAGCGGUGGGCGUCAACUCCCAAACUGGAAUUAUUUUCACGUUACUCGGGAGUGCCGAGGACGACGAGGAGGAUGAGGAGGAAAAGAAGAAGGAAAAGGGGGAGAAGAAGAAACAAAGAAAAAACAAGAAGCAGGAUGGGUCCAUUGAAAAUCGCAAGAAAGCUAAAGCACAGGAUGGCGCUGCCAUGGAAAUGCAGCCUCUGAACAGCGACGAGGGAGCGGAUGCAGAGGAGAAGAAGAAAGCCAACCUGCCAAAGAAGGAGAAAUCUGUUCUCCAGGGAAAGCUGACCAAACUUGCUGUACAGAUCGGCAAAGCAGGGUUGGUGAUGUCAGCCAUAACUGUCAUCAUCCUGGUGGUGCUCUUUGUGGUGGACACCUUUUGGAUCCAGAACCUGCCCUGGGUCAAGGCCUGCACGCCCAUCUACAUUCAGUUCUUUGUAAAAUUCUUCAUCAUCGGCGUCACCGUGCUGGUGGUGGCUGUUCCCGAGGGGCUUCCACUCGCUGUGACCAUUUCCCUGGCGUACUCUGUUAAGAAAAUGAUGAAAGACAACAACCUGGUGCGUCAUUUGGACGCCUGCGAGACCAUGGGCAACGCCACAGCCAUCUGCUCUGAUAAGACUGGAACUCUCACCAUGAAUCGCAUGACUGUGGUGCAGGCCUACUUGGCCGGCAAACACUUCAAGAAAGUCCCGGAACCGGAAAACAUCCCUGCAUCCAUUUUAGAUUUCCUAAUCUUGGGGAUAGCCGUCAACUGCGCCUACACUACUAAGAUCAUGCCUCCAGAGAAAGAAGGAGGCCUGCCUCGACAAGUGGGUAACAAGACCGAAUGUGCCUUACUUGGUUUUUCCACCGACCUCAAGCGCGACUACCAGACCAUUCGAAACGAGAUCCCAGAGGAGAAACUGUACAAGGUCUACACCUUCAACUCCGUCCGCAAGUCAAUGAGCACUGUGCUGAAGAUGGCUGACGGUGGCUACCGCAUGUUCAGCAAGGGCGCUUCGGAAAUCCUCCUUAAAAAGUGCUAUAAAAUCCUCACAGCAAACGGCGAGUCAAAGGUGUUUCGCCCUCGAGAUCGAGACGACAUGGUGAAGAAAGUGAUUGAGCCCAUGGCCUCCGAAGGCCUAAGGACCAUCUGCCUCGCAUACAGAGAUUUUACCGCCUCAGACGGCGAGCCAGACUGGGACAACGAAAACGACAUCCUCACUGGGCUCACUUGCCUCUGCGUGGUGGGAAUCGAAGACCCCGUGAGGCCAGAGGUUCCAGACGCCAUCAGGAAAUGCCAACGUGCAGGCAUCACUGUGCGUAUGGUGACUGGAGACAACAUCAACACGGCUCGUGCCAUCGCCACCAAGUGCGGCAUCCUGCAGCCGGCAGACGACUUCAUCUGCUUGGAGGGCAAAGAGUUCAACCGACGGAUACGCAACGCAAAAGGAGAGAUCGAACAAGAACGCAUUGACAAGAUCUGGCCCAAACUGCGAGUUCUGGCUCGGUCUUCCCCCACUGACAAGCACACUCUAGUCAAAGGUAUUAUUGACAGCACCGUUAUUGAACAGAGACAAGUUGUCGCCGUGACAGGGGACGGCACCAACGAUGGUCCCGCGUUGAAGAAAGCCGACGUGGGCUUUGCAAUGGGUAUCGCCGGCACAGAUGUGGCUAAGGAGGCGUCCGACAUCAUUUUGACAGACGACAACUUCUCCAGCAUAGUCAAGGCCGUCAUGUGGGGACGCAACGUGUAUGACAGCAUUUCCAAGUUCCUGCAGUUUCAGCUCACCGUCAACGUGGUGGCCGUCAUUGUAGCCUUCACUGGCGCUUGCAUCACGCAGGACUCUCCGCUGAAAGCGGUCCAGAUGUUGUGGGUCAACCUGAUUAUGGACACUUUCGCCUCGCUUGCCCUGGCCACGGAGCCGCCCACAGAAGCACUGCUGCUCAGGAAGCCGUAUGGCCGCAACAAGCCCCUCAUCUCUCGCACCAUGAUGAAGAACAUUCUGGGCCAGGGCGUCUACCAGCUGGUCAUUAUCUUCACACUGCUCUUUGCCGGGGAGAAGAUUUUUGACAUCGACAGCGGCAGGAACGCCCCCCUGAGAGCCCCGCCCUCCGAGCACUACACCAUCGUCUUCAACACCUUCGUCCUGAUGCAGCUUUUCAACGAGAUCAACGCCCGCAAGAUCCACGGCGAAAGGAACGUCUUCGACGGCAUCUUCAACAACCUCAUCUUCUGCACCAUUGUCUUCGGUACCUUCAUCAUCCAGAUCGUCAUCGUACAGUUUGGAGGCAAGCCGUUCAGUUGCGUGGCUCUCAACAUCGACCAGUGGCUCUGGUGCACCUUCUUGGGCUUUGGCUCGCUGCUGUGGGGGCAGGUCAUCUCCUCCAUACCAACCAGCCGCCUUAAGUUCUUGAAAACAGCAGGCCACGGCACCCAGAAGGAGGAGAUCCCCGACGAGGAACUGGAGGAGCUCGACGACAUGGACGAGAUCGACCACGCUGAGCGGGAGCUCCGCCGUGGCCAAAUCCUCUGGUUCCGUGGCCUCAACCGAAUCCAGACUCAGAUCCGGGUGGUGAAUGCAUUCCGCAGCUCCAUCUCCCUCUAUGAGGGCCUGGAGAAACCCGAGUCGCGGACCUCUAUUCACAAUUUUAUGACUCACCCGGAAUUUCGGAUAGAAGACUCGGAGCCCCAUAUCCCCCUCAUAGACGACACGGACGCCGAGGACGACGCACCCACCAAGCGCAACUCGGCCAGCCCCCGCAACACCACGCCCACCCCGCCCUCACCAACCGCCGUCCCCGCAGUCGUGCCGCUCUCGCCCUCCCCAAACCAGAACAAUAACGCUGUGGAGAGCAGCAACCACCUCCUCCCUGAGGCCACCAAAGCGAGCAGCGCCUCCAUGCCGGGCAGCCCCCUACACAGCCUGGAGACCUCCCUCUGAUCGGAAAAGCACGACCGCCUCCCCUGCUAGGUACCUUACCACUUUUCUACUCGGAGGACAGCGAGCUGGAGGGGGCUGUGGUCGGACUAACUUUUGGAGGAAUGUACCGGCUUGUGUGGAUGCUUUGCUUUCUCCUUUUCGGUUCUUCUUAAAACCGCCUCCGCGCCAGGACUCCACCCCCUGCCACCCCCUUGGCUUUGGUUUGUCUGGCUCAAUGAGGUGUGAUUAUAAACUCUUGAUUGAAAGUGACCUGUUUUUUUUCUUCUUAUUCUUCUGAAUAUAAUAAUUUGCAUUGCAAAGAAGAGGAGGCGGUCCUCCUGGCUUGAACAUGUCAGAAUCUUCUAGCUUCUCUUUAAUCUCAAUUGUGUUGUAUAUUUAGCUCUUUGGCCCUCGUUCACACAAAACUCAUUUCUGCUCCAUUUGGCUGUUAAUAUUUUUGACUUAUUUAUGUUUUAUGGAAGGAAAAAAAGCAGGUCUGUUUACAAAGUUUGUAGAUACUUUUUUUCUGUUUGUAGGCAAAAGAGCUUCCUGAUGUAUGAUGCAGAAUUUAAAAAAUGAAUGAUGAUUAUUUCAGAUACUGCUGUAUUUUCAGGAAAAAAAGGGUGUUUCUAUUGAAACUUAAGUAUUUUUGCCUGCAAGUUUUAUUUGUUAUAUAUAUAUAUAUAUAUAUAUAUAUUUGUAGAUAAAUAUAGAAACUUCUAGCCAAACCAAUUAACACUAAGUCUUGUAUAGAGAGGAGGUCCACCGGUCGAUGUGCGUUUAGGGCCUCAACAUCGCUAUGAAUAUUUACUCUAGUUUCCAUGUGCACAAAACCUUCCGGGGUAAAAAAAACGUCUUCUUUUUUCACUCAUUCAUCUUGUGUUCAAAGACUUCCACAUGUUGAAAGUGUCUCAAAAAAAGGGAAUCCGGGCUGUGGGGGCUAGUAUUUAGCAAGCAUCACCUCUUCCACAACUGGACAAAAAGGGAAAGUUUCUGCACAUUCUGGCUCGUUUCGAUGUCAUUUUUGCACACAAGUGGCUAAGUUAUUUAUUCAAACAGACAAAACGUGAAUGUGCCUUGGCUUUAGUUAACGUUCAAGCUUGGGUCCAGUCGCUUCAUUUCCUGAUUAAACCCUGCAGAUGCUUGCUAAAUAUAAACCCCUGCUCAGUUGUACAUAUUUGAAUUGGUGUUUCUCAGCCCAGUGGAGAACAUUUGAUCAUUUAAAGUGUAUUCCAUGUUACAUCUCCUCCUCCACACACACACACACACACACACACACACACACACACACACACACACACACACACACACACACACACACACACACACACGCGCUCAUAGGGAGUUGGAACCUCCUCACAUGUUUUUGGACACCUGAUGUACUGGAAACAAACAAAACAAAUUGGAUGUGCUUUUAUUUAUUUUUUUGGAAUAAAGACGAGGCAUACACUGGUAUCUAUCUGCACAGGGUACUUUAUUUCCUAGCAAGAGUUUUGAUACAGAUCAUUGAACACAAAUUUGUAUUUUUAUGAAACUGAUGAGACCUUUCAUCGUACUCACACAGUUUUUGGAAGAUUUGACACUGCGGGGAGGGUUUUGGCCACUAAAAUAAAUGUGUGUUCUGGAACAUUCAUCUCAGGGUGCAAAUAGGCGUGAGGGAGAGCGAAAGAGAGAACAGGCCUCUUUUUGGUUUCUUUCUUGCCACGUUUGGUUGGUUUGGUGGCUGCAAUUUCUUCCCGCAGCCCCUCCUGACAGUCCUCACCUGCAGGCCCUUGGAAGUGAAAGGAGCCCUUAUGUUGGAUUGAGGUGGCGCUCGUCUGUUGUCCUUGUUUUGUUUGAUGCAUAUGACAAAAAAGCCGUGAAUGAUCGCGAAGACAUUUGAGAAACACAAGCGGAAUCUGUUCGAGGAGUUUGUUCUGUAGCUUCUUCCUGCAACGGGAAUGGAUGUUGUUUUUUUCAUCUGUUUUAUGGAGUAUGAUUUUUUUUAUCUUAACAUUUGAAAAUAAAAGUACUUCAUGUCUGUUUAUCUUGA